Colletotrichum spaethianum is the source of this 1455-nucleotide messenger RNA. RefSeq lists its product as uncharacterized. The coding region runs from base 1 to 1455 and encodes 484 amino acids. The record is from RefSeq and is a predicted model, not a curated record. The transcript is spliced from 3 exons. Lineage: Eukaryota; Fungi; Ascomycota; Sordariomycetes; Glomerellales; Glomerellaceae.
AUGGCUACCGCGUACUUCCCUGUCAAGCCAGAGGAGAUUGCUGACCUGUUGGUAUCGCAGGAGCUCCUUGUCCGCCACGGCCAGCUCCAAGCGCUGUAUCGUGAAAAGUGCGACGAUUAUAGUAAUGAGGUCGAAUCUCGCCGGAUGUGGCAGACCAAGGCCAACAAUCUGGGGCGAGAAGUAGCUUCUCUAAAUAAGGCUAACGAAUCUAAUCCGUUUGUCUUUGUGAUUAUUGAUGGUGACGGCGCGGUUUUUCAAGAGGCUUUACUAAAGAGGGGCGCCGAUGGCGGCGCCGAAGCCGGGUAUCUCUUGUUUACAGAGAUUAAAAAUUACGUUACCGAUGCCUAUCCCGAGGCCGCCAGCGAGGACUGGAACAUCAUUGUACAGGUAGUCCUCAACGUUGACGGACUCGCCAAGAAGCUCCACUCCUCUUGUGUCAUUCCAAACACGUCGACGGAGAGGACCCUUGCCGAGUUCGGACGCGGCUUCGGCCGCGCGCAGCCCCUUUUCAGCUUCAUCGAUGUCGGCUCUGGCAAGGAGUCUGCCGACCACAAGAUCCGCGAGAUGCUUCGCGUCAUGGUUCGUGUGACUCAGUGCAAACAUAUUUUCUUUGGUCCUUGCCAUGAUAAUGGAUAUCUUCCUGUCCUCGAGCCCUACAAGCUGGACCACAAGGUGGCCAAGAAGUUCACCCUAAUCGAGACAACACCGGCCGAAGAGGGCUUCAAACAGCUCAACUUCCACAGGAUUAGCUUCAAGUCUGUAUUCAUGUCGGAGAAGUUGCCUGAGAGAUUUCAACGCCCAGUCAUCACGAGCAUGCCGCCACCCCUCGACGUCCCAACUGCCGCCUCCGUUACGCCAUCGGUUAACACGGCCAAUACCAAGCCAGUUCAUAACAGUUUACCUCUGAAACCCUCAACUGAGAACUCUUUGCGCGUAAAUAGUCCACCCUCGAACGGCGCGCGGACAUCUACUCCGUGGUCUGCGGUGACCAAAACUCCGUCGACACCCAAGACCAUUGACAUAUCGACUGCUAAGAAGGCCUCGGUCCGCAAAUAUUAUCUGCUCAACAAAGACAGUCAGCGCGUCGACGAGCCGCUGCCCAAGAUAGAUCCUGCAGCAGAGAAAAGGUUCAAGGAGCGGAUGAGCAAAGAAGGAAAUUUUUGCAACAACUAUCAUCUCCACAACAACUGCAAGAACCCAGAAUGUCACUACGUUCACGGCGAGAAGCUGAGCCCGGGAGAGCUGCUGGUGUUGAAGCAGAAGGCUGACAUCAUUAGUCCCGCGGUAUACCUUGCAGUAUGGGCUCAGAUUGCGACGAUAUUGGUUGUACCUCCGGGCAUCAUUGCAGAUGGCUUCGCGACUGCAACCACAACUAUUGCCGCUUUGAGGGUUAUCACGACAUUGAUAGCGUAUGUUCAUCCUUUGAUGCCCGUGCGUCUCUUUGGAGAUCUGUGA